AUGAAAGUCAUUGUCGCAGUAAAUGCGGGUUCCAGCUCGGUAAAGUUGUCAGCUUAUAUUGAACAAGAUGCGAAAGCGCCGACAGAAAUCAGCCGCGCCCAAGUUUCUGCGAUUGGGGGACAAGGAUCCGCCCGGCUCAAGUAUUCUAGGAAUGGGAAAACUGUCAAGGACGAAAAGGCCGAGAAAGCAGGCGAGUCACACGAUGCGGCUUUUCGAGCAAUGGUAGACCUGCUCGUCCAAGACUCGGAGCUGCCGCAAGUCCAAGAUCGAGACGAUGUUGGUCUAGUCUGCCACCGCAUCGUUCACGGCGGCGACUACAAGGACUGCCAGACCAUUACGGCGGAAACGUACGAGCAUCUGGAGGAACUGGUUGACCUGGCUCCAUUGCAUAAUGAAUGCGCCAUGGGGAUUAUCCGUUGCUGCUUCAAGCUGCUCCCCAAAAGCAGAAACGUGGCAUGCUUCGAUACGCAAUUCCACAAGACGAUACCAAAGCACAUUGCCAUGUACCCAAUCAAUCAAGAAGUGGCAUCCCGCAACGGGUUGCGCAAGUAUGGGUUUCACGGGCUUAGCUACGCGUACAUGACGAGACAGACGGCUCUCCAUCUGGGCAAGGACAUCAAGACGGUCAACAUGAUUGCGCUGCAUCUGGGCAGUGGAGCGAGUGCCUGCGCCAUCAAGAAUGGCUGUAGCUGGGAUACUAGCAUGGGCUUGACCCCUGUAUCCGGUCUUCCUGGCGCGACGCGAAGCGGAAGCAUUGAUCCCAGCCUCGUGUUUCACUAUACCAGCUCUGCAGCCAAGCUAUCAUCGUCGUCGACGGAAUACAUGCACAUUACCCGUGCCGAAGAGAUUCUCAACUCGGAGAGCGGCUGGCAGGCUCUGGCCGGGACCAAGGACUUUGGCGUCAUUGCAGAGUCGUCGUCAAAUGACGGCCGGUGCAGGCUGGCCUUUGACCUGCUUGUCGACCGCAUAUGUGCAUUUGUGGGUAGCUACUAUGUCUCACUGCGUGGUGGUGUGGACGCGCUCGUGUUUGCGGGCGGCAUUGGUGAGGGGAGCGCGCGGCUUCGCGGAGCAGUGGUGGAUGGGCUGGAGAGUCUGGGGUUUUUGCUGGAUCAAGACGCAAACGGUCGAGUAGGAGGAGGAGGAGAAGAUGAAGAAGAACCGUUAAAGAUUGUCGUGGAUAUUGGCAAAAGUAACGCGCGACACAAGGUACUGGUGUGUCGGGUUGAUGAGCAGGCUGAAAUGGCGAGGCUCUGUAGCCAGUCCUCGUCGUCACACAGCCUAUAG
Molecule: messenger RNA, 1284 nt
Organism: Beauveria bassiana ARSEF 2860
Lineage: Eukaryota; Fungi; Ascomycota; Sordariomycetes; Hypocreales; Cordycipitaceae
Product: acetate kinase
Exons: 2
Coding region: 1-1284 (427 amino acids)
Biological process (GO): phosphorylation; acetate metabolic process
Molecular function (GO): acetate kinase activity
Source: RefSeq, a predicted model, not a curated record